GUUACCAUUUUAUUAUGUGUGUGUCUUAUAUUACAGCCAUGCUGAACAUCAGCGGCCAGAGAGAGAGGAGAAGGGAGGAAAAGCCUGUUUACACAGACUGCAAACCGCCUGGGGAAUAAUACAGUAAAGGAAGUGAGCCGGCUCUCUGUCUGACUGCUCCAACUUCCUGCUCUCUCUCGCACACACACAGCAGAAAAAAAGAGAGAGAGAGGGAGCGAGGGAGAGAGAGGGUGAAAGGAAAAAAGGGGGAAAAAAUCAGGAUCUCAUUACAAGAGAAACAGACCGUUCGCAGACGCCUGUCAGCAUGGAAAAUCAGGGGAUUUCACCCAGUUCCUCUUAAAAUAUUACCCAGCAGAAGAAUUGGGGUAAACUCGUCCGACAUCUGGGUAUGGAGAGUGCAAUCACACUGUGGCAGUUCCUGUUGCAGUUGCUGCUGGACCAGAAGCACGAGCACUUAAUCUGUUGGACGUCCAAUGAUGGUGAAUUCAAACUCCUCAAGGCAGAAGAGGUGGCCAAACUGUGGGGACUACGCAAGAACAAGACAAACAUGAACUACGACAAGCUAAGUCGUGCCCUACGAUAUUACUAUGAUAAGAACAUCAUCAAGAAGGUGAUUGGCCAGAAGUUCGUGUACAAGUUCGUCUCUUUCCCCGAGAUUCUCAAGAUGGACCCUCACUCGGUGGAGCUCAGUCGGGAGAGUCUUCUGCUCCAAGACAGCGAUUGUAAAGUGCCUUCCGAGGUCCGCGACCAGCACAAACACAGCUUGUCGGCCCUCAAGAGUGCCAGCCGGAAUGAGUACAUCCAUUCGGGCCUCUACUCAUCUUUUACUAUUAAUUCCCUCCAGAACCAGCCAGAUACUUUUAAGCCCAUUAAAACGGAGAAGCUGGAGGAACCGCUGGAUGGGGGCGCUCCUCCAGUGGACGAGGUCAGGACGGUCAUCAGGUUUGUGACCAAUAAGACAGAGAAGCAGAUCAUGAGACCCGUCGUGUCUCUGCCGUCCACCUCGGAGGCCGCGGCCGCUUCGGCCUUUUUGACCUCUUCGGUGUCUGCGAAAAUCUCCUCCUUAAUGUUGCCCAGCGCAGCCAGCAUCGCCUCCACUUCCCCAUCCUCCUCUCGGUCUCCUUCCCUGUCCCCGGACUCCCCGCUCCCUUCUGAACCCAGAAGUCUCUUCCUAGAGUCCAGCUGUCGGGAUUCAGACUCUUUGGAGCCCCUCAAUCUCUCCUCUGGCUCCAAGACAAAAUCACCAUCUCUCCCCCCAAAGGCUAAAAAACCCAAAGGUUUGGAAAUCUCUGCCCCACCGCUGGUCCUGUCCAGUAACGACAUUGGCUCCAUUGCCCUCAACAGCCCAGCCCUUCCCUCAGGAUCUCUCACUCCAGCCUUCUUCACAGCACAGAGCCCCAGUGGACUGCUGCUGACGCCCAGCCCGCUGCUGUCUAGCAUCCACUUCUGGAGCAGCCUGAGCCCCGUGGCCCCUCUGAGCUCCGCCCAGCUGCCAGGACCCAACACCUUGUUCCAGUUCCCAACUCUGCUCAACGGUCACAUACCCGUGCCCAUUCCCGGGCUGGACAGAGCCUCUUCCCCAGGACUGCUUUCCUCAAGUGCUCAGAAAUCCUGAUGCUCCCGCCAUGGAGAACUCAUGAACUGAUCUAAGAACUCCACCGCGACGGCGAUGGGCUACGCUAGUUCUGCUGCGCCGCGACAAGGACAUUGUGAAACCCUGUUACUACGGUUUGCACUUUCCACUCCCUGGAUAGUCUAGUUUGUUACUUUAGCCUUUUUAUCAACAGCUUUUUAUAUAUAUGUGCAAGUAUAUAUAAAAACCUGGUUUGCAUUAAAUAAUUUUUUCACAUUUUUAUAUUCUCUUAGCUCUCGAGUGUUGAACACUGUUGACAGUGAAGACUUUUCUUAAUGGAUUUCAUUGUAUCUAAUAAGGAUGUGAAGCUUCCCCCCUCCCCGCCCCCCUAAUUCCGCACCGUGCUUAUGUACACUAUAACCGGCUGUGCCUUCCUUUGCAUAAUGUUUAAUGUUAUGUAAAUGAUUUCUAUAUUUUCUAGUAUUAUGAGAAAAUGGUUGAGACAAAAAUGUGUUGCAUUAUUUCUCACAAGGAGGCAAUGUGAAGGCACAUUCAUAUAACUUUUACUUUGUGCUUUCAAAUUGUAUACAAAAUUGCCUUAUAAUUUCUGAACUGAAAGAUAACAGUAAGUCGACUGUCCAAAGUAAUGAGUUGUUUUUUUUUUUUUAAAGAAUAAACCAAGCCAUAUAUAGACAAUGAA
Messenger RNA from Gracilinanus agilis (Agile Gracile Mouse Opossum), 2273 nucleotides. RefSeq names its product ETS transcription factor ELK3 (gene ELK3). The transcript has 5 exons. Gene Ontology annotation, biological process: cell differentiation; regulation of transcription by RNA polymerase II. Gene Ontology annotation, molecular function: sequence-specific DNA binding; DNA-binding transcription factor activity, RNA polymerase II-specific. Gene Ontology annotation, cellular component: nucleus. The record is from RefSeq and is a predicted model, not a curated record. Bases 389 to 1615 code for a protein of 408 amino acids. Lineage: Eukaryota; Metazoa; Chordata; Mammalia; Didelphimorphia; Didelphidae.